This is a messenger RNA of Mytilus trossulus (common blue mussel), 437 nucleotides long. Its product is annotated as glutathione S-transferase P 10-like. The record is from RefSeq and is a predicted model, not a curated record. Gene Ontology annotation, molecular function: glutathione transferase activity. The coding region runs from base 1 to 312 and encodes 103 amino acids. NCBI's taxonomy places the organism in Eukaryota, Metazoa, Mollusca, Bivalvia, Mytilida, Mytilidae. Gene Ontology annotation, biological process: glutathione metabolic process. The transcript is spliced from 2 exons.
AUGAAUGAAGCGGAUUUGAUAAUUCUUUUUCAGGCAGAUUAUGGUAAAAUAUUGACUUCAGAAGUUUUACCAAAAUAUUUUGCUUUCAUGUCCAAGUUAUUGAAAGAAAAUGGUGGUGAACAUCUUGUAGGAUCUAAGCUUUCACUUGCAGACGUUGCUUUCUUUGACAUGCUUGAUAAAAUAACGGGAAGUAAAGUUAUGGGAGCAGAUUUAUACAAAGACUUUGCAGAUAUCAAAACGUUUUACGAAAACGUACAGAAAUUGCCUAAAAUUAAAAGUUAUUUAGAGAAGCGACUGCCAUCUGACCUGUAACUGAAGCGUCACUCAUCAUCUUCAUUUGAUAUGUGUAUAUUUAAACAUUUAUAUAGUUCAGAAAAAAACGACUGAUUUAUGCGAACAAAUUGCAGGGGGCCUGUACCAUACGUUUUAUUCAAUAG